CCUGUCAGAUAUUUACCAACAGUCACUCGGGAAGGGUGUCAUUCAAGAGCGCUCAAGGAAGACGUCGAAAAUCCGAAAGUACAUCUUCCGGUGACAGGUGGAAAUCUAGAGAAAAAUUCCUGGAAAAAUUGGAAAAUACUCAACUAAAUUAUCUGGCAUGGUAUCAGGGGCGUGUAAGCAUAUUUUAGGUGAGGCGAGGGCCCCCUCAGUCAUCUUGCAAAUGCCACGUAACACGCGCAGAGACCAGUUGAGCCAUGACAGUUGUUACCAUCAUGAUAAGUUCUGUUUCUGAAGAUCUUCUCAGAAAUCUGCCACAGAAAGAAGCCGUGGAUGCAGUGGGAUAAACCACAUUCCCGUUUGUGAUGGAGCCUAAAAUGCUGGAACGUGUGAAUGACCUGGAAGAUUGAGUCUCAACAUGCAAAGACUCUUGGACAUGAUCACCAGGCUUGAGGAUUGACCCCACCAUUUUUUUUUUUUUUUUUUUUUUUUUUGUGGCUACUGCUUAGAAGAAACAUCACAAACAUGGGUGCUGUUGCCCUAUCCUAUUUCUCUUUGCAGUGUUUCACAGCCAGUGAGUCAUUUAUUUUUGUUUAUGGCUCAACAAAAAUGACAUGGUUUACUUUUUCAGAACAAUGUUUCCAUUCCACAUGUCUUCUUGGGGAUGCUUUGUAACUAUGAAUUGAAGAAGAAAGGUCAGGUCUAUCCUAAAUAUUUGCUUACUAAUAACGUGAAGGUGAAUUUUAAAAAUAUUACAUAAAUACUAUCCAGCCAACUAUUACAUGUCUAAAUGGAUCUGCUCACAUGCUGACAUUUUGGAGAGUUCUAUAAAUUUGUCAGUAACAUUGAGUUUCUUACCAAAAGUAAAUAUGACAAUUUAAGACUUAUAAUUAUAUAAUUAAGUGCGGUAUUCAGAAACCUACCUUGACACACUUUAUGACGUUAAUACAAAUACCUAUUAGACUUAUAAAAGGACUGAUUAACAAAAGGCUCUGAAAACUAUAUUCAUCAAACUGAAUUUAUUCGAAUGUUUUUGAAAUACCUGAAAAUUGUUUUUGAAGUAUAUAUGUUGCACACGAGUCUAGAUAGGGUCUGAGGAACUUCAGACGGUUGCUGACGGUCUGGAGCGGCUGCACGCAUCACGCGUGCGCAGAAGGUACGUAAGUGUAACACUCAGCCUGUGUGCUGUCACUUUCGGACGUGCGUGCGUUUUUAAAGCCAAUGCGUCAAUGGGUGAACGUAAAAAAACGACCGACCGCUGCCUGUCAUACGUUGCUGACGACAACUUGCACCAUAAACAAGUUGACGGCUUGCUUGCGUCCAAACACGGUAGCUACGUAAUGUACUACUUGCUGCGCGACAGUGACGUAACAACAUAGUCAGCUUCGCCAUCUGACGGGCACAUUCUUUAUCCGCUGCGAAAAACGAUUAAAUAAAAGUCGAAAACCUAUGCAAUCACUGUUAUAAGUCAUAAUGUACACAUGUACAUGAUAAAAUAAAGUUUAUUGCACGUUUUUCUUCUGAGGUUGUUCUUGCCUGGAUAGGAUAGUUCAUUAAAUAUGAAUGUCUUAUCAUAUAUUUGCGUUGCUUUUCAUUUUACAGUACAACAUGUUAAUUAGGCAAUGAGUUCACAUUUACACUCCAAUUAGGCUAUAUGUGGCCACUGAACUGCUAUGAGUUUGACACCCAAUGCUCUAAAUUGACCAUACUGUGGGUAUGAAUGUAAGUGUGCAUGGUUAGCUGGUAAAGGCUCCAGCUCACCUGUGUACCUCAGUUGAGGACAAACUGGGCAGAAAAUUGAUGGGUAGGCAAUAAAUAGAUUUUUAGAUUAACGAGUGAUCAGGUGGGCAAUGCAGUUUUGAAGAGGUGAGUUUUAAAAUUCGGAUUGAAAUGUGUAAGGAGUGUUUUUUUGAUGUACUGUGAGUUUCAGUGGGUUGGUGCAGCGCAUGGUUCAGAGAGUUCGUUUGGAGUGACGGUGGAACAGGUGAGGUUCUUGGAAUGAUUUUGAGUUGAUGAACAGCGAGUUCAUUCAGCGAGUUCGUGCCAUUUUGGGGUGAAUGAAGGUGAGUAGGUGGAUAAAAUGUUGCAGUAGAGGAGUCCAAAGAGAAGAUAUUGCAGAAAUGUAUGCAAUUGUUUUGGUUAAGGGUUCGAGGGAGAUUCAUCUUUAUUGCAAUUUACUUUGUGGAAGUUGUGAUCAUCUUGGUUUUCGUGUGGAAAGGCAGGAGAAAUUGUGUUUUUUGUGGUUUCAAAUGGACAAACGUUCACUGGCAUGGCACUUGGAACAGUCUUUGGAGGCUUUGACAUGUGUAAUCGCUCUACGUUGUGUGCGUUGCCCUUGAAAUGUCACUCAUACAUCAUGUUGCCAAGGAUUCAUCACUACUGUCAGAAAUUACAUAAUCAAUGCAUCCAUCUUCGAUGCAAGAUGCGAAACUAAUGGCUAAUGUCUCCCUAAAAUGUUACAAAAUAUAGACGUACAAAAAUGAUAAUUAUUUGCAGAGGUACCUCUUGCAUCAGCCCAAAAGUAUUUUUUCUAAUUGAUAAAUGACUAGCGCCUCGGAUCAAGAUCGAUUAUUUGUUACUGAAAUUGGAUCAAGAUGCACCCGAUCAGGCCGGAGUGCCAUCCUAGGCCUAUGCUCCCCACUUUCCCAGUGGGGCCUCGUUUUUCACAGCCGGCUACAAUGAUGACGGGCCCAAAUAUGUACAAUGUACCGCAGCAGAUCAGACCACCGGUACAUCUCAAUAGUCAUGCCGGGUUCCAUAAUAGUCAGCAACUACCACAUCAAUGGCCUGUUCAAAACGUCCUCGGCCCACAUCCUCAACAAAUGAUGAGGGCUCCAUCAGGCAUGAUGAUGACGCCCGGGGCCCCUCAGAUGGUACCUGUUGGUUUUAUGAAUGGAGAAAUUUUGUUUGAGCAGGUGCAUCCUUUAAUGUCUACAGCUCCUCCCCAAAACCUCUUCACAACAAUUAACACAAGGAAGACUGAACAUGUGCGGGAGCGACCCUACAUAAAGAAGCCACCAAAUGCCUUUAUGUUGUUUGCAAAUAAGUACAGAGAAGUAGUCACCAUGCAGUUGGAAAAGAGAGACAGUGCAUCUGUUCACGUGGCGCUCGGAAAAAUGUGGAAGUUGCUACCACAGGCCGACAGGGAUAAAUAUUACGAAGAAGCCGAUGCUCAGAAAAGACGUCACGCUCAACUUUAUCCUCGCUGGUCCACCUGUGAAAACUAUGGGAAACGCAGGAAGCGGCGGAAGAGUAAAAUUCACACCGGUGUUUCAAAGGAUACACCCGAUACCGAAGUUCCCCACGGCAACAGUAUGUGCCUUUCCACAGUCCAGAAAGACAUCAUGGUAUCUGAAGAAUUGGACUCGUCUUCAGAAACCAUGCAUUACAACUCCCAGCCUCCUUCCGCACUCGAUUCAGAGGAGUCCGUCGAAGCACUGAUUGAGGAAAAGAAAUUCGUGCAGAUGCCGUGCGGCAAAAAUGAACUUUCCAUUGCUCCCGAUGUACAGACUCAGGGAGAGAUUCUUGAGAACGACCAUGCGCUGAAUCUCCUCGAUUGCAUGCUUCUUUCCCCUGCUUCCCAGAUUGAGCUUCAGAGCGUCGAAGAUGGCUUCCAACUGUUACUGGAGCAUUUUGAGCCUCAGGGGCUCCCGUUACUCACAGAAGCUGAGGAGUAUACCAAGCCCCUGAGUUUAGGAGAAUCGCAGCAGCUUAUCAUCAAGUUGUUUGAAGGUCCCGCGCUGACAGGGAAUUUAAAAGUGGAGACUCAGCUGGACCUCGCUGUGCAGGGACACACGGUUGCAGCCGGCCCCUCCAAGCCUCUGAACAAACCCAUCCAAUUAGCACUGGAGCAUCUUGACACAAAAGAAGACAUACAACCACGCCUCAUCGCACACUGCCAGACACUAGAGGCCGAGAGCCUAAAGCAAGAUGUGCUGAAUCAAGUACCGCUUGGACUUCUUGAGACAUCCUCAUCCACUUCACUCAGUUCCAAGGAAACGACCCAAACCACGCCUAGCGAAUCGAAAAUAACACCGGUAUUAGAUCCCGUCUCUCCGCAUCAUCACAAAUCGGAAUCCUCCAGACUGCUGAGUCAAGACACCGAGAUCCAAGCGACGUCAGCAGACUUUGAGACAUCUGCUCAAAGUCCGAAGUUAGCGUCCAUUCAGUCUCUGAGCAAAGACAAGCUCUCGAUGCCGCUGCCUCAUGUUGAGACCUUGUCCGCCGCGUCACAAUCAAGAGAUGGCGAUCUGCUUCAGUGUCUCAGUUUUGGCGAUGAGCUACAAUUCUAGUUCAUUGAAGGAGGACCCUCAGUCUGAAAAUCUCCGGUAAUGUCAGUUAUUUUUGUGGUUUUCUCGUGAGACCUCUUUCCAGUAGCUAUGUGUAUCAACACAUUCCACAAGCUAAGCACAAGUCUGCAUAUUUUUAUCCAGCCUAUGCAGCCUGUUGCUUACCCCAAAUUGGGAUGUACUUUACAGUAAGGUCAGGUUUAGAAGCUAGAAAAAAAAUUAACAGUAUCAUAUGGAUAUCGCUUCCGGUACAGUAUCAAUUCUAAAUUGAUGCCGUCACUGUCCAGUAUAAACCAUUUUUAAUAAUACGUGACUCUACACGUUUUUAACAAUCUGCAACUCGCAAUUUGCGAUAUUUUGUAGGAGUGCCAAGCAGCACAGCAAUGCGCUUCAGAUAUAACACGAUAAAUAAAACAAGCGGUAACACAUUUUGCUAACAAAAGGCUUUUUUUUUUGUUAAGAAAUCGAUUUACAUGUCAGAAUCGAUCAUCUAGGAAUUAUUUUACUAGCUAUGUAAAUUGCUACAUGUUUCUCAUAUAUACACGUUCUUGAUAUCCGUGUCGCCAUUUUAAAGCACAUAUAUGGUGAUGCAAUAUUACGCUAUGAAUAAAUUACAAUAGAAAUCACAAAUAUGUAUUUUUGUAUCAAAUUAUCUCAUGUGUGCAAACUGAUGACAAAAGCUAUCCCACUCCUUUAAUGUGCCAGCUGCAAUGACCACCACAACCAAAACACAGGUUAUUUCAUCAAUUUUCGAAAUAGUUUGUCUUGCUGCAAUGUAACACUGAAGAUGGAUGAACAGGGAGAAUCAAGUUGUGUUUUGCCAUAUGGGAAUAUUUUAUCCAUUUUCUAUAUAUAUUUGUCUUGGUAUACUAUGUAUAUACUGUACACUCAUUUAUGCAGCUAUCUAACACCGAAAAUGAACAGGUGGAAACAUCCCUGAUCGAAUAAAGGUAAUUCUGAGACUAC
Molecule: messenger RNA, 5252 nt
Organism: Syngnathus acus (greater pipefish)
Lineage: Eukaryota; Metazoa; Chordata; Actinopteri; Syngnathiformes; Syngnathidae
Product: putative transcription factor SOX-14
Exons: 11
Coding region: 2592-4289 (565 amino acids)
Biological process (GO): regulation of transcription by RNA polymerase II; canonical Wnt signaling pathway
Cellular component (GO): beta-catenin-TCF complex
Molecular function (GO): DNA-binding transcription factor activity, RNA polymerase II-specific; RNA polymerase II cis-regulatory region sequence-specific DNA binding
Source: RefSeq, a predicted model, not a curated record